Branchiostoma floridae (Florida lancelet) is the source of this 3934-nucleotide messenger RNA. RefSeq names its product probable ATP-dependent RNA helicase DDX20. The record is from RefSeq and is a predicted model, not a curated record. NCBI's taxonomy places the organism in Eukaryota, Metazoa, Chordata, Leptocardii, Amphioxiformes, Branchiostomatidae. Gene Ontology annotation, cellular component: SMN complex. Gene Ontology annotation, biological process: spliceosomal snRNP assembly. Gene Ontology annotation, molecular function: RNA binding; ATP binding; RNA helicase activity. Bases 170 to 3145 code for a protein of 991 amino acids. The transcript has 11 exons.
GGCGGGAAUUCAAAAUGGCGACCACCAUGCGUUGGUAAAACGUCGAAAUGUGAUUUCUCUCUAUUUUCUGUGUGAUAUCUAGGGUACAUUCAUUGGUAUUUGAAGUAUAUUAUAAGAAAUGCAACAGGGAAUCAUAUUGUGAAGUUGUGCUGUUGAUAACUUUUCCGGAAUGAGCUCGCCAACUGUCUGGAAGCCGGCGCACAAGUUGAGGGAGGGCUGCCGGACUGAAGACGUUUUGAACACAGAGGGAGCAGACUUCGCCUCACUGCUUCUGUCCGAGCCGGUACAGCGUGGACUUACCCUGGCUGGCUUCGAACGGCCGUCUCCUAUUCAACUCAAGGCCAUUCCGCUAGGAAGAUGUGGUUUAGAUCUGAUUGUCCAGGCCAAGUCUGGGACAGGGAAGACCUGUGUGUUUGCAGUCAUUGCUCUGGAGAGUCUGGUCUUAGAAACCUUCAGUACUCAGGUGCUGGUUCUUGCUCCCACCAGAGAGAUAGCUGUACAGAUCCAUGAUGUGGUGGUGUCUAUAGGACAGGCCAUGUCAGGGCUGAAGUGCCAUGUGUUCAUUGGUGGACUACCUGUCCAUGAAGACAAGCAGAGACUCAGGAAAUGUCACGUUGCCAUUGGUUCACCAGGACGCAUCAAGCAGCUGAUAGAACUAGGUGUGCUGAAGACCACCAGUAUCAGGCUUUUUGUUUUAGAUGAGGCAGACAAACUCCUGGAGACUGGCAGCUUUCAGGAACAGAUUAACUGGAUUUACUCAUCACUACCUGACAACAAACAGAUGGUUGCCCUGUCAGCGACCUACCCAGAAUCCCUUGCCCACCACCUGCAGGUGUACAUGCGGGACCCCACCUUCGUCAGGCUGGACAUCCAGGACCUUUCCUUGAAAGGGAUCAAACAGUUUUACAGUGUAAUAUCUCAGCAGUCUUCAAUGUCCAAGGCCUUCCAAGCUAAGACAGACCAGCUGAUCAAGCUCCUGUCCAGGGUGCCUUUCCACCAGUGUCUCGUCUUCUCUAAUGACCAGGGAAGAGCACAGAGUCUGUGUAAGGACCUUAACUCCAAGGGAUGGCCAACAGCAUACAUUGCAGGAAGUCAAGAGCAGACUGAGAGACUGAAUGCGAUGUCCCAACUCAGGAACUUCCAGUGCAGAGUCUUGGUAUCUACAGAUCUGACUGCCCGAGGUAUUGAUGCGGAGAAGGUGAACUUGGUGGUGAACUUGGAUGUACCACAGGACUGGGAGACGUACAUGCACAGGAUAGGCAGGGCUGGCAGGUUUGGUACCCAAGGUGCAGCUGUGACACUGGUGUACAGUGGGAAAGAGGAGAGCAGGCUGGAGAUCAUCACCAAACACUGUCGUCUGUCCCUACAGACUCUUCCCAAUCCAAUCCCUUCAACUCUAAUCACCAGCAAAGAUAUGACAUGGGAGGUGAUGUCAUCAGGUGAUCAGGUUACUGUGACAACUCUUUCCACCAUGACGAAGGAUUGUGAAGGAAAAGAUGCUGUGGAAUCACCUACCAAUGUAAUAGAUCAUGGAAAUGACCCUGAUACAUCUAUAACAGGUAGGGCCAGUCCUGAAUUUUCCACUUCAACUAAAACAAAUGGAGCUGUAGACGUAAACACUCCAACAAGGGAUGAAGCAUGCUGUCAAUCACAGCAAGGAGUUCAGAGACAAGCAGAGCAGCAUAUGAAUGACCAAUCAGAGCAGUCCUUCACAAAGCAACCAGAAGAGCUUUUGAGCAAAAAAUCAGAGGAACUCUUGAACAACCACUCAGAGGAGCCUUUGAACAACCAAUCACAGCAGACAAGAAGUGGUCAGUUUCAUCAACAACCAAGAAACUUAUCCAACAGCAGUAGUGAGUGCAGCACCUCAAUAGCAUCAAGAUCAACUCAAUCACUGACACUAUCCGAUAGUUUUAGUCAAGGCAGUUACUCCCUCAAUGGGGAUGAGUCCAGUUUUGAUAACUCAGUACAUGAGGUUUUCUUAAACGAAAGUGAAAUAGAAAAGGAAACUAAAAUAAAGUUGGAGAGCAACAUUGAGAGAAAGGUGCCUCUGAGAGAAGUUAGGAUUCCAUCUCUAGCAUCAUUCAAAAGACCUCAGAAAGUAAGGCUAACAUUCCAACAGGCAGCAGAGGACUUGGAACAUUUUCUAACUCACGGUGAAGAAAAGUAUGGAGCCCACAAUAUUCAACAAUCCAUUAUAAAACAAACAAUGAAAGAGUCUGAGAGAACUAUGCAUACUGGGGAUGGUCCAAGUAGUGGGGUUCAUGAAACUGUUCUCAAACGUGAGAAGAGAAUUGGAAGUGGAAGGCUACGAUUGGUGGAUGAACUCUCCAACAUGAGCGACCAUAUAGAAGAGAUUUUGAACAGUUAUGGUGAGGUUACCAGUGCUAAGGCCCUAAAUGCUCAGCAAGAGGAAGAAUAUCUAAAACACUUAGAACCAAAGAAUCAAAACUCUGAAGUAGCAACAGAAAUAGAUAAGAGAACUGGUGAAAAGACCUGGUCGACUUGGACAAAACAAGGAGCAAGGCCAAAGGGAAGUAAGGUACCUAAAGAAAAUUCAUCAAAAUUCAGUGGAGUAAACAAUUGUGACGUUCAAAGGCUCAAAAGAACAGAAAGAGAGGGCAGUGAUUCCAGCACUGAUGGCUCAUGGGAACAACAGGAGGAAGAAACCAUUGACUUUGAGGGGGAAGAAGUUAGUAAUGGGGAGUGGGAGGAGAGUGAGGGAGAAGAAACUGAUGACGAAUGGGAGGAGGAUGAGAGUGAUGAAACAGAGACUGAUGAAGAAUACAGUGAUGAGGACUAUAGCAGCUACGAUGACCAACAAAGGUCUUUCCAUCCUGACAACCAAGAGAACUACAAUUACAGACCUGACAAAACUUACUCUCAGUACCCUGACCAUGCCCCGCCCCCAUACUAUGCAGAAUAUUCGCAGUAUGGUGAAAACAUGAAUACACAGGAGUUCAGUGAACAGUACAGCAGCGCCUCCUAUUGGAGUGUUCCGGAAAGGACAGCCAUAGGUGAAACCUGGUGCUGCUGUGGGAGGAGAGACUGUGUGAGGAACAGGUGGCUGUCCACCUGGGCACGGGCCUACUCCUCACAGUGCUUAUACAUGGCAGCCAUGCUGGGCAAUAGACACUUUAGGUAGCAUAUAAAUGAUAAUGAAAAUAUCAUCACAGAGCAGACAGCACAAAUUCUAAGACUGAACAGAUUCACAUUACCAUAAUUUUUUACUUAAUUGAUGGGACAGCAAAGUGUUGUAUGGAUAUAUUUGAUAGGGGCAGAUUUUUUAUACCAGCCUGAAUGAAAUACCAUGUGCUCUACUAUUGUUUUGUACAUUUAAUCUAUUGUAUGUGUGGUAAAUAUUAUGGAGUUUACUACAUGAUAGACUGUAUAAUACAAUAUAGUAUCAUAUAUAGUUAAGUGUCCUGACAGUGUGAAGAGAAAUACUUUAAUUGUAUUGAAAUUUUGUUUUCGGUUCUACUUUAAAAAGCUAUCUUUGCCAUUUUGUUUUGAAAAGUAAAAGGAACAGGUGACCUUAACUAAUAGAUAACCCAUAUCUCAGCUCCAUAUUUUGCUAAUAUAUAUUAGAGAAAGAUGUAAGCCAUAGCAAGCAAGCCAAGUUGAAGGAUGACAAAGUUUAUUACAUUUGUACUGUUAGAUGAUGGACACAAAACAUAGUUUUAAAAUAUGACAGUCUAGAUUUCAAUCACAAUAUAGCAUCAACGCUUGAUAGGAAAGAUAUUGUGGACUUUGCUCCAAUAUCUACAGAAUUAAGGACUGUAGAGUGCACAUUACAUUUCUUCUGAUUCACUGCAAAUCGAAGCAACCAUAUAACAUAUAAAUUAGAGCAUGAACAAUUGAAGCUGGCUUUUCACAGCAAGCUUUCUUACUCCAAAUGAUGCAUUUUUUUGCCAAAAGUAAACAAUAAUUUUAU